Messenger RNA from Aspergillus aculeatinus CBS 121060, 702 nucleotides. RefSeq lists its product as uncharacterized. NCBI's taxonomy places the organism in Eukaryota, Fungi, Ascomycota, Eurotiomycetes, Eurotiales, Aspergillaceae. The coding region runs from base 153 to 536 and encodes 127 amino acids. The record is from RefSeq and is a predicted model, not a curated record. The transcript has a single exon.
UCACGUUCACGUCGUCCGGCACACUAAGCAGUUGGCGGAGCUAGAGCCAAGAAUAAGGGAUCAGCAUGCGGUAAGCGAUGGGCGCGGCUUGCACAGCUGAUCAAAAUCCUCGUUACGAAGGGACGGAAUUAUAAGGAGGCAUAGGCCUCCAAAUGAAUGAGACACAUAUACAGGGGAGGAGACAUCAUUCUAGCAGAGAAAGUGGUUUUCCGAAGAAAAAGACACUGGGGGAGAGAAAGGCAGAGAGUAGCGGAGGGAAGGGCAGGUUUCAGGCUGAUUUGGGUGGGGGGGGCGGAGGAGCUCCGGUCGGCAGGUCGAAUGGGGACUCGAAACUCACAUUCUGGGGUAGAGUACGAGCUCCAAGCUCUUUCAACGGAAUCUUGAAGCGACGAGUAUUGUCAUUAUACAACACCUUGACUGUGAUCAAAGUGCUGGGACCCACAGCCGAAGUGGGAGCAGUGGGAGUAGCCAUGGUGAUACUGAUAAUGUUGAUUGAUGAUGAUGUCCGACCGUGUGGAAGCUCUUGCUUGGCGUAGAAAUAAGAGGGUCUGGACCUUAUGGAUCAGGCAGCACGGCAACGCUAACGGGCUCGGGCGUGAUCAAGUAGUAGAAGUAGUCUUGAAGUCCAAGUGGCAGAGUACGAGACAGAAUUAGAGCACUAAAACAGCCCAGCUGAGAUGAUGUUAUUUGAGAGAGAAAGAG